This is a messenger RNA of Solanum dulcamara, 2734 nucleotides long. Its product is annotated as U-box domain-containing protein 52-like. Bases 1 to 2421 code for a protein of 806 amino acids. Lineage: Eukaryota; Viridiplantae; Streptophyta; Magnoliopsida; Solanales; Solanaceae. Gene Ontology annotation, biological process: protein phosphorylation. The transcript is spliced from 11 exons. Gene Ontology annotation, molecular function: ATP binding; protein kinase activity. The record is from RefSeq and is a predicted model, not a curated record.
AUGUGGCCAUCACCUCCAAAUAUGAAUGGAGAAAGAAUGCCACUACCAAAUAAAUUAAUAGCAGUGUCAAUAGAUAAAGAUAGAGGAAGCCAAAGUGCUUUGAAAUGGACUGUUGAUCAUCUAUUAGCCAGAGGACAAACUGUUCUUUUGAUCCAUGUCAAACUUAAACAAUCUUCCAAUUCCUCUCAAUCCCCUUCUACAACUUGCAUGGACCUCGACUAUCCCAUGGAAUACCUGCUACCUCCUAUAGAUACAGAAACAAACCAGAAUUCUGAUGAAGGUGGGUCGGGAAAUAUUCAAUUGGAUCCAGAGACAAAGGAUUUGUUUCUUCCUUUUCGAGUAUUUUGUACACGGAAAGAUAUACAAUGUUAUGAUGUUGUGUUAGAUGACACGGAUGUAGCCAAGGCAGUCGUUGAAUAUGUGAAUCGAACAGGAGUAGAGGUAUUGAUUGUUGGUGCUUCAACGAGAAGCGGGCUUCUCAGAUUUAAAGCCAAAGACAUACCAGGAGGUAUGUUAAAAGGGGCUCCUGAUUUCUGUACUGUACAUGUCAUCUCCAAAUCUGGAAAGAUCUCAUCUACACGUGCUGCUUCUCGCUCCGCGCCUUUUGUCCAUCCACUACGUCACCAGUUGAUGCAGCCUGCUAGCACCAAAUUUGCUCCUUUUGAUACUUCAACACCUUCUUCUACUAAUUCAAGAAGUUCUUUUCCAGGAGGUCCGAAGCCUGUUUGUGAUCCUCCUCCUUCUACACUUCAAAGUGACACAAUGAGUAUCAAGUCUCCAUUCACUCAUAGGAAAGGCCCUAAUGGAAAGCCAUAUGAGAUAUCUUUGCCAGAUACUGACAUAUCAUAUGUCAGUUCUGGUAGGCCAAGCAUUGACAAUAUCUACUCUUCAUUAUCUGAUAGCUAUGAAAGUGGUGGACCGACCCCUCCUCGGCUUUCAGGCUUUUCAGAUUUUGAUACCCAAAGUUUUGACUCCACACAGUUUGGGCGGAGAUCCGUGGACACCCUGACUCCACCAGAGCUAUCAUUUGCAUCGUUGGAGGGUGAUAGAACGUCAGUCUCCCAAGGACCAGGAGAUGAUCUAGAAGCAGAAAUGAGAAGGCUAAAGCAGGAGCUUAAGCAAACAAUGGAAAUGUAUAGUACGGCUUGCAAGGAAGCGCUUACAGCAAAACAAAAGACAAUGGAACUCCAGCGCUGGAAAAUGGAAGAAAAGCAAAGAUUAGAAGAGGCACGUUUAGCCGAGGAAGCUGCACUAGCACUUGCGGAGAGGGAAAAGGCAAAGUCUAGAGCAGCCAUCGAGCAUGCAGAGGCAUCUCAGAGGCUUGCAGAACUAGAAGCUCAGAAGAGAAUCAGUGCGGAAAUGAAAGCUCUAAAAGAAGCAGAAGAGAAAAAUAAGAUACUAAAUAAACUUUCAAACUCUGAUGUCAGGUACAGGAAAUAUACAAUCGAGGAGAUCGAAUCUGCAACAGACUACUUUGCUCAAACUCGUAAAAUUGGAGAAGGAGGCUAUGGGCCAGUGUAUAAAUGCUACCUGGAUCACACGCCUGUUGCAGUUAAGGUCCUCCGUCCUGAUGCAACUCAUGGACGACAACAGUUUCAACAAGAGAUUGAAGUUUUGAGCUGCAUACGGCAUCCUAACAUGGUGCUUCUUCUAGGAGCCUGUCCGGAAUACGGAUGCUUAGUAUAUGAAUUUAUGUCUAACGGAAGCUUAGAUGACCGUUUAUUCCAUCGAGGAAAGACACCACCACUCUCUUGGCAGCAGAGGUUUCGGAUUGCUGCUGAAAUAGCUACUGGUCUGCUUUUCCUACACCAAAGCAAACCGGAGCCACUAGUUCAUCGUGAUCUAAAGCCUGGCAACAUUUUACUUGAUCGCAACUUUGUGAGUAAGAUAAGUGACGUUGGCUUAGCCCGACUAGUCCCUCCAUCAGUAGCAGACACUGUCACUCAAUAUAGAAUGACAUCAACUGCUGGAACAUUCUGCUAUAUCGAUCCUGAAUAUCAACAAACAGGCAUGCUUGGCGUAAAAUCUGAUGUAUACUCCCUAGGAAUCAUAUUCUUGCAGAUACUAACCGCCAGAUCGCCAAUGGGAUUGACUCACUAUGUUGAAAGAGCAAUUGAGAAAGGGACAUUCAACGAAAUGCUUGAUCCAGCUAUUCAUGAUUGGCCCCUCGAUGAGGCUAUGCGUCUUGCCAAUUUAUCGUUACAAUGUUCUGAGCUAAGACGAAAAGACAGACCGGAUCUUGGCAAAGUUGUUUUGCCAGAGCUAGAAAGAUUGAGAGCACUAGCUGAAGAAAAUACAUGUCCAUCACUUAUGUACAAUCUAAAUAUCUCACCAAAUCAUAGCCAAGUUUCCCUCUCCCGGGAUAACUUAAGUUACCCGAAUACAAUGCCAUCGAGCUACGAGAGCUCAAAAAGCCAAUAAAGUACAAGUUAUGUUGCUCAGACUCUUCAAAAAAAAGUCAACGGGUGCGUGUCAUAUUUUUGGAGAAUCUGAUACGGGUGUGCCAUCGAAAUUGAAGAGUCCUACGAGGACCUAACUGAUGAGAAUUUUGUUCUAAAGUUUUAAACUUGCAUUAUUCCUCUUUUGGUCCUAUUACUAUUUGUUAAGUAACAUUUUUCUUCCUCUUUACCAAUAUGUAAAUGCUUUUAUACAGCCCCUAUUUUUAGUUUGUACAGAUUUGGAGCAAAUAUAAGAAGAAAUUGUUUGUUUGUAAUUUUGUAUUCACGUUAUAUUU